Notothenia coriiceps (black rockcod) is the source of this 3619-nucleotide messenger RNA. RefSeq names its product epidermal growth factor (gene egf). Gene Ontology annotation, molecular function: calcium ion binding; Wnt-protein binding; growth factor activity. Gene Ontology annotation, cellular component: plasma membrane. Bases 34 to 2850 code for a protein of 938 amino acids. The transcript is spliced from 19 exons. NCBI's taxonomy places the organism in Eukaryota, Metazoa, Chordata, Actinopteri, Perciformes, Nototheniidae. The record is from RefSeq and is a predicted model, not a curated record. Gene Ontology annotation, biological process: epidermal growth factor receptor signaling pathway; canonical Wnt signaling pathway; positive regulation of MAPK cascade.
CUGAUAUUCGGCCAUGGGAAAGCUAUUCAUCGGAUGGACGUCGAUGGGAAGAACCAGAGGAGGAUUCUGGCUGGGGUGGGAAGACCGAUCCUGCUCGACUUUCAUUAUAGAGAGGAGAGAGUUUACUGGGCUGACAAACACAGUGGGGUCAUUUACAAAGCAUCAGCGGGUGGAGCACACAGACAGAAACUUUCAUCUGACAAACAUAUCUCCGGCCUCGCAGUUGACUGGAUUUGGAACAGAGUAUAUUGGACAAGUGAAGACAAGGGAAAAAUCAAGGCAAUGGAUAUAAACGGGAAAAAUGAAAGGACUCUUUUAAGACACUUGACCAAACCAAGUAACAUAAACGUUGAACCUACUAACAGGUUUCUUUUUUGGCUCUCUGGUGGGAUGACUCCGAGUAUCCAGCGGUGUGAUGUGACAGGAAAGAUGAAAACUACACUUAUAAAGAUAGCAGAAAAACUAGAAGCACUGUCCAUUGACCGAAAGGAAAAAAGACUGUUCUGGGUUCAGUUUGGUCUACAAGGAGAACGUGCCAUUGCUUCUUGUGAUUACGACGGGAACGUUCUGCACAUCAUAGAUCAGCCUCUUAGGUCUCAGUCAAUGGGGAUAUCAGUUUUUCUGGAGCACUUGUACUACACUGAUGCUGCUACUCGGCUUAUAAAACAAGUAAACAAAUACACUGGCGGAGCACCACUGAACUUAAAACAAACCGCAAAACCCCCAGGUGCUAUCAAGGUGGUACACCCCCUCAACCAGCCAAUGACAGACUACCAAUCAUCAUUCCCAGGUUGUGACGAACAGAGUGGAAAUUGCAUGAAUGUUUGUUCCAGUAUAGCCGAGAAAGGGAUCUGCCAGUGCAGUGAAGGCUUUGCUCUAAAUAAGCAAGGCAGUCGUUGUGAAGACGUGAAUGAAUGUGCCCAUUGGAACCACGGCUGCUCUCUUGGUUGUGAAAACAUCCCAGGCUCCUAUUUCUGUAGCUGCCCUAAAGGAUACGCUCUCCUACCGGACAGGAAGACAUGUGGAGAGAUCAUCCCAUGCAGAGGGAAUAUCACGUGUGGCCCUGGAUGCCUGACAACAGACGAGGGGGAUGUGUGUGUGUGUCCAGAGGGAUCGUCCCUGCAGGACGAUGGACAAACAUGUACUGGCUGCUUGUCUGCAGACAGAGGGGGGUGCAGUCAGCUCUGCACUCCUGUCACUCCUGCUAGGUGGCAGUGUGGAUGUCUGCCGGGAUACCAGCUCCACCAAGACGGCAAACGCUGCAUCGCCACAGGUCCACCACCAUAUCUACUAGUUGCUAAUUUUGACAACGUACGGCAAAUUGACCCUGAUGGCUCUGGUGAUCAAACAGUUGUGGAAGAGCCCAGAGGAGCAAUCGUAGCUUUGGACUAUGACCCGGUCCAGCAAAAUGUGUACUUUGCUAGUACGAGCCAGAAGACAAUUGAGAGUGUUAAUUUGAACAGUGGAUCGAGAGACAUUCUUGUCUCUGAUGGUUUGGACUUUCCAGAAGGACUGGCGAUAGACUGGAUCCACCGCAGGAUGUACUGGACCGACACAAGCCAGUCAACUAUUGACUGCAGUAACUUGGUUGGACUGAACAGAGAAACCAUUGUGAGCAAAGGGCUGGAAAAACCAAGAGGAAUUGCAGUUCAUCCUUUGGCAAAGAAGUUAUUCUGGACUGAUAUAGGGGCUGUGCCUGUCGUGGAAAGUUCCUCUUUGAAAGGGAAGCACCGUGCUGUCAUUGCUAGCACUAACCUUGUGUCACCAAGCGGCCUGACCAUCGAUUUCCCGGAGGAUCGUCUGUUCUGGUGCGACCAGAGCACGGGCCUGGUGGAGACGGCUGCUCUGGACGGUUCGGAUCGACAAGUCCUGGUAGAGAACCAAGUAGGACGACCUUUUGACCUUGCCGUAUUUGAGGACAGGUUGUGGAUAUCCGAUCGGGAGCACCAGCAGCUGAGGAGCGUACACAAGCGCACUGGGAGAAAACUGCAACGUAUCCAUGGGAACAUGGUCCAACCAGCAUCCAUUGUGGUGGUUCAUCCCCUUGCUAAACCAGAUAUUGAUGAAUGCAAACAGGAAAUGCACAAAUGUGACAAAAAUGCAGAAUGCCAAAAUGCCAUGGGAAAUUAUCUCUGCAAGUGCCAGGCAGGAUAUUAUGGCAACGGGAAGACAUGUCAAGAGUUGGAGACCACGACACCAUGGCUGAUGACCGGUAGUCCAGCUGAUGUCACCACCGGGCACAACAGUAACUCAGUAGAGAGUUGCCCCUCCUCCCAUGAGUCCUACUGUCUGUACCAGGGUGUCUGCGUCUACUUCCCUGAAAUGGAGGCCUAUGCUUGCAAUUGUGCACCAGGCUUUAUGGGGGAGCGUUGUCAGUUCAGUGACCUGGAGUGGUGGGAGCUUCAGCAGGCCGAGGAGGAGAAGAGGAGGAAUGUGGCGAUCGCGGCCUGCAUGGUGCUCCUCGUCUCCCUGCUCUCCAUCGCUGCCUGCGCCACCUACUGCUACGGAACUAGAACAUUCUUCCACAAACAGCCCUCAGUGGAUAAUGUGAGUGAGACCAGCGUGACGGAUGAGAGCAUGUCAGAGACCACCACCACCAGCGUGCCUGGGUUCUACAUGGUGGCAGAAAACGGCAUGAUGGGAAAGAUCAUCCCUGCGAUGGGCUGUCCCAGAAGAGCCGUCUGUCCAUCCUGCUCUUCAGAUACAGGUGACAUCCCUGUGUCUGAAGGGUCGGGAACAUUGUCCCAACACAACAGAGGGUACGAGUGUUCCAUGGUGUCUGCUGUUGCCAUGGAGACCACGUAUCCACAUGUCCAUCACUCAAGUCAAUCACCGUCAAGCUCAUACUGAGUGGUGCAGGGAUGAAGGUGUUAUGUAAGCCGACCGAGAAGUUUGCAUUUGGAGGAGCUCCCUCGAAAAGCCAUUGGAUUUUCUAUUGGAUUUUAGAUAAUUGCAGAAAAUAAGCUCAGUGACAAAUCAAUGUCUAUGAUACGUAAGGAUAAUCUCCACUUAUUAACCCUGCUUUCAUAAUUGUUGUAAAUGCAAUUGCUACGAGUAGAAGCUAACGUUAGGCUAUGAAGGAAGUGCAUCACAGUCCCAUGGCUUCACGUCACCACUGCUAAGCUAAAGGCGGACUGGAGUUCGGAUUGUUAACGUUAAAUUCUUUCAUUUAGUCAGCAACCUCCAUUUUACAACGCAUAGAGACUCACCAGUAUGUUGCAGAACAAAAUGUGAAACACUCUUAAGCUUUGGGUAACCACAAACUAUGCUAACCAAAAACCCAUUCAAAAAAACUGAUAAAAUGUGAAAUCAUUUCCUGGAUACAGGACUCAUUCCUGCACCACCCGAUCCCUUUAUUUCUUGAAGGUUUUAUACAAAUAAAACCUCACAAAUGAAAGAAAUGUCAUGGAAGAUGUUACUUAGUACCUAACCUAAAUAUAUCUGCCGAUUUCUUUAACAUUCACAUUUUAAUAAUGCCAUGCCAGUUUAUUAAAGCUAUUGUAGACACAUUUAAAUGGAAGCACCAGAUUAAAAAAGGAUGAUUGACAUACAUUGUUUUAAUAUUGCAAGAUGUAGUGACGGCAGUUUGUUUGACCAGUAAAUCAAACUGGACGUAAAG